CCGGCUUGCCCGGUGCAGAACCCGCGGCGCACGAGCUGAGAAGAUGCCGAAGGUCGGCAGGCGGCGCACGAGAGAGAGUCCGGAGAAGGAGAGGGAAGCGGGAGGCGGUGGCGCACAAGUUACGAAGAUGCCCAAGGCCGGCAGGCGGCGCACGAGGGGGAAUCCGGAUCCGGAGACGGAGAGGGAAGCCAAGAAGAGAAGCCUGGCGGAGGAGGAGGCCUCUCCUUCAGCGAUGUUUGCGGUCAUUGAGCGCGGCGAUGCCCCUCAAUCCGAAGCAAAACCAGAUCGUGUCUACGAUGUGGUCCAGUCCUUGACGGAGGAAUCCUCCGGUUCACCCAUUCCUCUGCUCCAUGAACCCUACAUCCCCAACGAGCUAGCCUCCCAUCCGGGCGCACACCACGCCUUCCAGCUUGCCGAAGCCAAAUACAAUGCAGAAAACGACCAUCGAUAUGCUUUGUUCACAAUGGCUCGCGGCCCUCCGCACUCGUGUCUGUUCAAUGAGCGGCGCCUUCUUCCAAUCCGUGAAUCCGCAAAGGACGCCGUGCUUCUUGCCUCCGGAUCUGUCGUUAGGCUCUCCUCCUCUCUUGGCCGCAUGCCACUGAAUAAGUGCUGUGGGUUGUGGUUCCAAUGGGAUGAAGAGAAGAAAACCGGCAUUGUUUUGACGUCUGCGUAUCUAGUUCGCAAACAGGAUCCCUCCAUGAUGGACCAGUGGACAGGAAAGUAUCAUCGUGAUGCUCGGGUCAUUGUUCACUUACUUGAUGGCACAACUGCAAGAGGUAGUCUCCUGUACCUCCAGGAGCAUUAUGAAAUUGCUCUUUAUAAGGUUACAAUGCACAAACCUGUUGAGUUGCCCACUUUUAAUGACACGGUGCAUUCGGGUCAAGAUGUUUUCAGACUUGGAAGAGAUGAUGAAAGUUUGGAUUUGAAGAUAACUCAUGGUAGGGUGGAAUACAAAAUCCCAGUUCGACAUGAGAGAUGUCACUACCUAUAUUUUUCCCCUGAUGAAUCUCGUCACCGUUUGUUGCAUGACCACGGAGGGCCUAUCGUUGAUCUAGAAGGGAAGGUUGUGGGACUGGUUAACAAUCAUAUAAAUGAGACUUUUGUGCCUUCAUGCAUAUUACACAAGUGUUUGGAUUUCUGGAGGAUUUUCAAGUGCAUGCCUCGGCUGCAUCUUGGAAUGACCUUUACUUCCAUCAAGCUUUUAGACCCUAUUUGUAUUGAGAGGAUGAAGCGUAAGCAUAACAUUGAGUCCGGUCUCAUUGUUCAACAGGUGUCAAAAGGAUCAUAUGCCGAGAAACUGGGAAUCCGCAAAGGUGAUGUUAUUGAAGGUUUUAAUGGAAAAUACAUUUCUACGACAAUUGAGUUGGAAAACAUGUUGGUAGACAUAUGCUGGGAUCAUUUUGACCAGAGAAAUAAAUUAUAUGCAGAAAAAUAUGUUUCAGUUCUAAUAUUUAAUGCUGCCAAACUUUGCCGACGCACUAGAAAUUUGACUGUAGUUGUAUCAGAUUGUGGAGAGGAUAUUAUAGAUGGCACUUAUCCUAUCACGAUUGAAUAAUAAAGAGGUCAUGUGAGUCUUUGUGUUUCUUGAGCUUCAAGAAAGACACUUGGCUGCUGCUGGCCUUCAUGGAUGAGUCAAUGGAAUUAACCCUUGCAUGCCAAUGCAGAUCAAGUUUGGCGUAAUCUUUUUUUUGUCAGACAAGAACUUCAAAUUAUGGUGCUUUUGGACCGUAGAAGCAACUUACUCCCUCUCUAAAGAGAGGGUGUAUGUUAGUGUAGAACAUGUUAUUGAUUACCACUUAUGUUGAGUCGUGUGAAACUCACAUCCUGUCUGUAUGCAAGUGUGGCAGCUGUGGAUGAUGGAUUGAACUGGGUUAUUAUCCUAGACUGAAAUGUUUGGACCGUAGAAGCCGCAUAGCUGUGGAUGAUGAAGUGUUCAAAAAGCCAAGCGAGAAGAACUGUAAUUGAG
Messenger RNA from Triticum aestivum (bread wheat), 1966 nucleotides. RefSeq lists its product as uncharacterized. The coding region runs from base 44 to 1555 and encodes 503 amino acids. Gene Ontology annotation, molecular function: protein binding. Lineage: Eukaryota; Viridiplantae; Streptophyta; Magnoliopsida; Poales; Poaceae. The transcript has 12 exons. The record is from RefSeq and is a predicted model, not a curated record.